GGCAAUUUGUGUAACUGAGACACAGGACUGCAGACAGUACUUGCAGGGCAACAAUUUAGAUACUGAGUGGUAUGACGAUUGGAAUAACAAAGUGUUGUUAUGUAUGUACGUAGCCGGUAUACUUUGCAAUUGGAAGUAAAAAAUUCAUCAUCGAUGAUGAUUUUCACGUGUAAUGUCAGUACAUAAAUCGUAAACUCCAAGAAAAGUUGUGUGUUUUAUAAAUUUCCAGUCAGUCUUAACCUUAAAAAAUGAGUACUAACAAAAAAGUGUCAUACUUCUACAAUCCCGACGUGGGUAACUUUCACUACGGACCUGGACAUCCGAUGAAACCACAUAGACUCUCAGUUAUUCACAGUUUAGUGCUCAAUUACGGGUUGCAUAAAAAAAUGCAAAUAUAUAGACCGUAUCGUGCCAGUACCCAUGACAUGUGUCGGUUCCACUCGGAUGAGUACGUUGAAUUCUUGCAACGAGUUACCCCCCAAAAUCUUCAAGGAUUCACAAAAUAUUUGAGCCAUUUCAACGUAGGCGAUGACUGUCCCGUCUUCGAGGGAUUAUUCGACUUCUGUUCCAUGUACACUGGCGCGUCACUGGAGGGAGCUAUAAAGUUAAACAACAAUUGUUGCGAUAUAGCAAUCAAUUGGUCAGGGGGUCUACAUCAUGCUAAGAAAUUUGAGGCAUCGGGGUUCUGUUACAUCAAUGACAUCGUCAUAGCAAUUUUGGAGCUGCUCAAAUAUCACGCGCGGGUUUUAUACAUUGAUAUAGACGUGCACCACGGAGAUGGAGUCCAAGAAGCAUUUUAUCUGACGGACAGAGUGAUGACGGUAUCAUUUCACAAAUAUGGCAAUUACUUUUUUCCUGGCACGGGAGAUAUGUAUGAAAUUGGAGCAGAGAGUGGCAGGUAUUACUCAGUAAAUGUGCCCUUAAAGGAAGGUAUCGACGACACAAGUUAUGUACAAGUCUUUAAACCGGUCAUCUCCAAUGUCAUGGAGUUCUUUCAACCGACUGCGAUAGUACUACAAUGUGGAGCGGAUUCUUUGGCUAAUGACCGGCUUGGAUGCUUCAGUUUGAGCACCAAGGGCCAUGGAGAAUGUGUCAAGUUUGUUAGGGAUUUGAACGUGCCUCUUUUAACGGUCGGUGGAGGCGGUUAUACUCUGAGAAACGUUGCACGAUGCUGGACUUAUGAAACGUCUUUGUUGGUUGACGAGCAGAUAAGCAACGAGCUGCCGUAUACAGAAUAUUUGGAAUACUUUGCACCUGACUUCACACUGCAUCCAGAAGUUGUUACCAGACAAGAUAACGCUAAUAGCAAACAGUAUUUGGAGGCAAUAACAAGACAUGUUUAUGAUAAUCUUAAAAUGGUACAGCAUUCGCCUAGUGUUCAGAUGCAAGAUGUUCCUUGCGAUGCUCUCCCUCCGGAGGAAGAGAGACAACCCGAACCUGAUCCAGAUUCAAGGCAAAAUCAGCAAGAUACAGAUAAACAAGUUGAACCUGCAAAUGAAUAUUACAGCGGUGAUAAGGACCAGGACAAAUCUGACACAACGGAAAUAUGAUUAAAGCUUAUUCAUAGAAAUUGUAAAUAGUAGGAGAUUGUAAGACUAAAAUAAGUAUACAUAAGUAUUGAGUAUAAGUUAAUAGUUCAUGUAUAUGUAUAAUUGAAUGACAUUAUGGGAUAAUGAAACAAGUUGACAUGCCCUGCUUUUGAUUUUGUUGUUUCAAACGAAUGUUGCAAAUUGCAUUACUAGAAAAAAGUUCAUCUUCUACAUUAUAAGGGUAAAAAUGGAAUACUUAUUUCAAAAAACUUCUUUCUCUCAGUUUGAGGAAAAUGGUACAAUUUAAAAUCCACAAUGUGUUACUUGAAAAUGUAUAUUGUUCGAGUUACCUCAUUAUUGCGUGCUGCCAUUCAACUGAUUACCUACGUAUGUAUUUAAUUAAAAUUUUUACUAUUAAUUGUUUUUUUUUCUCACGAUCUUGGUUUUUGGCAUUUUUCAUACAUCUUUCGCGUGCGUUAAAAUUUAUGAUGCCGAGUAAAAAUGUUACAAAUAAUAUAGAGCUAACAAAAUUCCACAUUUUCUUGUUUCUAUACUUUUAAUUACCUAUUAGUCAACUAGACAGUCGAACCUGAAGCACUUAUUUGACAACUUUGAUUUUAUAAUAAGUAUUUCAUUUAUCAUGCAUUUUUGUACUGCCAAAAUAUUCACAUAGGGAUCAAAAUAUGUGUACCCCUACUAUUGCUUAGGAAUAUCUAGUAGUAGUGUUUUGAGACUCAUAUAACAUUUCUACUCGCAUUUUUUAAUUCAUAAUAAUUAAUUGCAGAACUAUAAGCAUUUAUAAAGUUCUACAAGUGUAUUGAUAUAGUAUGAUUGCUUCUUUGCAUCAAACAAUUUCAAUAGCCAGAAUCAUAAUGUACAAAAAUUUAUAGAAAAUGAAUCAUUCAGCCUGCACACAGAAUAAAAAGUGCAAUAGUUUCUGACUUUGGUGUUUUUCAGUCCUCUGGUAUCUUUUCUCAAACAGUCACUGUGUAUUAUACAAUGGUUUCACAUUUUAUAACUAUAUAAAAUUGUAACUAAGCAAAUGAAUUUUUGAUGGCAAAUUUGAAGCAAAACGAUUCUAAUUUAGAUGAAAGAACAAUGAUUUUCAGGCUAAUAAUUUACAUUUUCUGAAAUAAAAGCCCAGUGUCUUCCUGUCAUCAAAUACGAGAAAUAAACAUUUGUAUUCUUUUACUUACUGUACUUAAAUUAUACCCUACCAUUCACUUGUGCUCUAUAUUACGCACAGCAGUGCACAAUGAAUCAAGAGACAAUAUGUGAGAGUGAACGAUAAUUCGGUGAACCAAAUUAAUGAAAACUUAUGAAGUUUCAAGUAGCUUAUUUCAAAAUCGUGAAAGCUCAAAUACACGGGCACAUACCAAAUCCUUUUCCUGCUAAUCAUGAAGUUGCAAGAGAUCAUACAUUUUAAUCUGAAAAUAUCUUUACCGAGCCUGUAGAUUACAUUUCCGAUUACUAUUUUUUUUUAAGUAAUCAUUUUGCAGCACGUGGGAUAAUUAUUUCUGCACAUUCAAUGCAUUCACGUACGGAAGUCAGAGACAAUUAUCUGUAAAAUAUUUACCUGUUUAUAUUUGCUAUUUCAAUUACUAUCAAUAAAUAAAAACAGUUCUGAUCCUCGUCAAGUAAUUUUAUUAUCUAUGUUUAUUAUCGUAUUGUCAAUAUAAUUCUCUCUGUUCAGGGGCUAUGUUGCUAUAUCACAGAGAACUUAAAAAUUACUAAUCGAGUUAUUUCUGUAGUUCUAUGAAAUAGAAGUGAGCUUGCUAUUUAGACACGCACAACUUGACAUGGUCAAACUUUGUGAAUUACAAUAAAUUAGAUAUAUUAACUUAGAAUAAUUGAUUCAUGUACAAUGAACUUUACACAAAGUGACAGGUGAGGCUUACGUGGUAAAUAUCGUCUGAAAAUAAUUAAUGAUAUAUUAUACUUAUCGCUCUAAAUUAACAAUAGAAGAUACAAAAAUACUCAACGUGACAAGGAACACAAGAUAUACAUACGCAAACUUGCACAUAAGCACUUGAGGUUAUUUGUUUAAAUUAUACUUCUCAACUUCACUUUUUUUUAACAGUAUUUUUAUAUGUUUGAGAUAGUUCUUAAAAUCUGCAUUCAAUUUUAUAUUAUAAUAAUUAUAUAAAACUGGAUAAAAAGCGACAUUGAGUGGAUGUAUGUGUAUUGUAUAUAUAUAUAUAUUUUUUUUUCUUUACACGUAACAAUCAUAGUAAUCGUCAGUAUGAGGAUCUAUUAUAAUAUAGUUAUGUUAUUUAGUUUAUUUAUAUCGUUAUGUUCUCAGUCUCAUGUAAAAGCAAUCCCUUUGGUGGGAAAGGGCUCCCUUAAAUUAUGUUUGCUUUUCUUCAAUAAUCGUCCUCCUAGUGCAAUACAUUACUUUGACAGUAUCAUUCAGAUCAGCUUAAAGCAAAAUCUAAAACAUAUAUAAACUGUUCGAUAGGAUAGGAUAACGCAAGUAUUCCGGCGACAGAUUAUAGACAACUUAGUUUUAGUGUUUUACUUGUAUGAAGAAAAUAUGAUUAUUCUAAUUAAUCACUGCUCGUUUCAAUUUGUAAACGGGUUAGAUAGUUGUUCAAUUCCUUUAUGGAUAGGUAAUGUUUUUAUUCCUUCAAUAUAUUCGUAAUGCAUCUAUCACGAUCAAGAUGAUAAAAUCUUUAAUCUAGUCG
Molecule: messenger RNA, 4213 nt
Organism: Neodiprion fabricii
Lineage: Eukaryota; Metazoa; Arthropoda; Insecta; Hymenoptera; Diprionidae
Gene: HDAC3
Product: histone deacetylase 3
Exons: 1
Coding region: 249-1550 (433 amino acids)
Molecular function (GO): histone deacetylase activity
Source: RefSeq, a predicted model, not a curated record